AUGCGUUUCGUUGUGUUAAUUUUCGCUGCUACAGUUGCGUCAAGCAUCGCCAGUGAUGCGCCCGCGCCGUCAACUGACGCAGCGCCCGCAGCCGACGCUCAAGCUAGCCCGUGCUCACGAAGAAACGUAUUCAUGAAAGUAGCUGGGAAAUGUGACGCUUAUGUAGAAUGUAUUGACUUCGCACCUGUACAAAAAUCCUGCCCGGACGGUCUACACUACAAUGAAGCUGUUGCUUGGCCCAACUACCCUUGCGGAUACCCAUCAGAUGUCCCUUGCAGAGACCGCAGUGCGCAGGCUGCGAAACCCACCCCGGACUGUCCUCAUCAGUACGGCUACUUCCCAUCACCCACUGCCGCACCAACUGACUGUGGACAGUACAGAAUGUGCAUAGCGGGCAAGGCUGUGGACCUGGUGUGCCCCACUGGUCUCGCUUUCAACUUCGAGACUAGUCAAUGUGACUGGCCCUUCCUUGUUUCUUCUUGCGAUGCUGCCAGUUACCUCGGAUACCAGUGCCCAGCAGCUAGCUUUGACGAGAGUGGCAAUCCGGUUGUGACAAACCACAAGUUCGAUGGCAACUGCUACGCGUUCUAUUCUUGCCAAGAUGGCCGCCCCCGUCUUCUAUCCUGUGACGCUGGGCUGGCUUUCGAUCCCGUUUCAAGCCGAUGUGUCGAUGCUGACGAUGUUGCGUGCAGCGACAGCCCCGCAGUACCCACUACGGAAUCUAAACCUUAA
Messenger RNA from Leptosia nina, 732 nucleotides. Lineage: Eukaryota; Metazoa; Arthropoda; Insecta; Lepidoptera; Pieridae. The record is from the annotation of a GenBank genome assembly.